GCUUGCGGCCUCUUUUGGAGACGUGAUGCCCAUUCAUUAUUGAUUGCUAUCCCGCUGACGUGGCAGAAAUUGUCAUUGGAAUAACGAAAUCAUUCCCCCACCUCCCCUCCCACCUUUCCCACUGGUGGCUCGUUGAUCUGGAACGGAUUUUGCAAAGGAAUGCCCGGUGCUUGAACAUGAAAUAAAACAACAACAGCAACAGCAUCUGAAGACCGAACUGUCCGAACUCUGGUGGCUCCAUAGGUGAAGAUAUAGUUGCAGGAUGAAAAUAUGGCAGCGCAUAUGCUUGCACCGCCAGGUCCUGAUAGCCUCCAUCUUUUCACCCGCGAGUCUCUGGCUAACAUUGAGCAACGGAUCGCUGAAGAGAAGAAUAAAAAACCUGCCAAGCAAGACAGCAGUCACCGCGAUGACGAUGAUGAAAACAAGCUUAAGCCAAACAGCGACCUUGAAGCUGGCAGAAGUUUGCCGUUUAUUUACGGUGAAUGCCCUUCCAAAUGCAUUGCUGAACCAUUGGAGGACUUGGACCCUUUUUAUAUAAAUCAGAAAGUGAUCUAAGGGAUCUCAUGGUGGAGUCGGUGGAAAAGGGAGCGAGUCUAUUGUGUUGUGUGCUAUCCAGUCAGCAAAAAGAUCAGACAUGGUUGCAGUCAAGCCACCCACAGUGUACGGAUGAAGGAUCAAGAUAAAGUCUGAUUCAAGAUAGGCCGAUGGUCUCCAGCGCCCUGCGGAGAAGGCUUGUCCUGGUUAAUUGGCCACCACUAAGUACAAUGUGAAAACACAAAGCUGUUGGCUUUGGAGGUUCAGGACAACAUUGAUUUUUUCCCCCUUGUAGCUUGAACUUUGUUUAAAAGAAAAGUAGAUGUAAAAGGAAAUGGUGAUGGCUGAAGUUGGUGUUUC
Amblyraja radiata (thorny skate) is the source of this 894-nucleotide messenger RNA. Its product is annotated as sodium channel protein type 8 subunit alpha-like. The record is from RefSeq and is a predicted model, not a curated record. The coding region runs from base 271 to 555 and encodes 94 amino acids. NCBI's taxonomy places the organism in Eukaryota, Metazoa, Chordata, Chondrichthyes, Rajiformes, Rajidae. The transcript is spliced from 3 exons.